Molecule: messenger RNA, 636 nt
Organism: Triticum turgidum subsp. durum (durum wheat)
Lineage: Eukaryota; Viridiplantae; Streptophyta; Magnoliopsida; Poales; Poaceae
Source: the annotation of a GenBank genome assembly
AUGGCGGGUGCUCCUGCAAUCGUCGCCGCCGCCGAUUCUUACGACCGCGAUUGGGCGGGGCUGCCGGAGGAAAUAUUCCUGAUGUUCAUGCGGGAGCUGGAGAUCCCCGACCUCGUCCGCUCAGGUGCUGUCUGCACCUCGUGGCAUGCUGCUUACCUAGCUGUCCGCCGCCAUCACUUCCCCCUUCCGAUCCCCCGGAAUCAGCUCCCCUGCCUGGUCUACGCAUGCCGCAAUUCCGCCACAGACGGCGCCGUCGUCUGCUGCCCCUUCACCGGCGACUCCGUCCGAGUCCCCCUGCCGCAGCCCCCGCUCACCCGCCACUCCACGGUCGGCUCCGCGCACGGCUGGCUCGUCACCGCCGACGAGGCCUCCAACCUCCACCUCCUCAAUCCUAUCACGGGCGCCCACGUCGCGCUCCCGCCCAUCGCCACUCUCCACCACGUCGAGAGCUGCACCGACACCCAAGGCCGCCUCAUGUACAACGUCUUCGACAGGGGCGAUCCCGAGCCGACCCCCUUUGACGCGCGCGAGGCCAGGGACUGCAUGUACCACCGUGUCACCCUCUCCUACAGCCCGGCGGCUGGGAGCGCCUGCAUCGUGCUGCUGGUGCACAUGUCGAUCGGCGAGCUCUCCUAG